CUGGCGCGCAAGCCCCGACAGCUGCGAGCAACAGCGAGCUACAGAGUAACACCGCAUCGAUAUUCGAUGUCCAAGGUAAGUUCUGCUUGAGGUCUCUCGGGAAGCGAGACGACGGCUGCCAUGAGAAUAAGAUAGACCGCAUCGCCUGCUGCAAGGUCAGGGGCAGAGAGAGAUAGGCUCGAUAGCGACUCUACCAACUGCCUGCCCAUCGCCUCUUUGUGAUUUCUCUCGUUCCAACCCGCAUCAGAGAGGAAGCUUGAUUUGCUACUUUGUGAGAAACAAGGAAACCCAAUCAUGCAGCUAGACUGCCCGCUGUCUAUCCGUAUACUUACCCAUAACAUUCGCUAUGCAACUUCGCGUCCAUUCAAGGGCGAGAAGCCCUGGCCAGAACGAAAGCAUCUAGUCCUGAAUGAGCUUAUCUUCCAUACAAGGCACAACGCGGAGAGUUUCAUCUGCCUGCAGGAAGUGCUCCGCGUCCAGCUCGAGGACGUCCUGUCCGGCCUGAAUUCCCAUGGGGACACAUGGGCGUACAUUGGAGUAGGCAGGGACGACGGAAAGCAAGCCGGUGAAUAUUCCCCGAUAUUCUAUCGCCCUGAUGUUUGGAAGCUGGAGACCUGGGAGACGGUCUGGCUCUCCGAGACCCCUGAGGUGCCCUCGAAAGGCUGGGAUGCAGCCUCGAUCCGCAUCGUAACCGUCGGAGUGUUCAGACAUCGGGCUAGUCGAAAGACGGUGCUUGCAAUGUCUACGCAUCUCGAUGACCAAGGGUCCAAGUCAAGAUAUGAAUCUGCUAAGCUCAUUCUGCGGACAAUUGACGGGUACCUUCACAAAUUCAAAGACCGCAUCUCGGGCCUUUUCCUCGCGGGAGACUUCAACAGCGAGGUCAACCAAGAAGCAUACCAGGUCUUUAUCGAUCCAACUUCUCCUCUAGUCGACGCCCGAGACCAGAUCAAGCCUGACGAGCGCUAUGGUAAUGAAAUCACCUACACGGGGUUUGGAUACGAGGGAGAACGGGAAACCCGCAUUGAUUACAUCCUUGUCGGACCCAAAACGGAGCAAGGUUUCCCGUGGACGGUGAAGCAAUAUGGUGUGUUGCCUAACAAAUUCGACGAUGGUGUAUUCAGCUCCGACCAUCGUGCAGUCGUUGCAGAUGGCCUUGUGGAUUGUUAAACGUCGUGAUUCACUCCAAGCCGCUUCUUUUCCCCUUUCAAGGUCAAUGUCAAUAUGUACCACGUGACUGAAGUGGAGUUUUCCAUUUC
Molecule: messenger RNA, 1256 nt
Organism: Coccidioides posadasii C735 delta SOWgp
Lineage: Eukaryota; Fungi; Ascomycota; Eurotiomycetes; Onygenales; Onygenaceae
Molecular function (GO): 3'-5'-RNA exonuclease activity
Source: RefSeq, a predicted model, not a curated record